UGCCAGCGGUUAUUGGCACUGAGCAGGUAUUUUAGUGUCAGAAAGCCGCUGGGACGAUCUCCCGGCGACCACAUCGCCGCGGCACACACGGAGGCAGCACGCGUGUCUCCCGCCGGAGUGAAGUAGUGGUGUGCGGCGCGGCAGGUUCAGUGGUGGGUGGCGCCUGCCUCCCUGGGUGCAGAGUGGAGGGGCUCGAGUUGAAGUUAUCUGAGGUGCAAGGAAGUGCUUUGUGGUACAACAAGUGGUGCAAUCAGCGACAGUCGUAUCUGGCAGCAUAUGGGCAUCGAGAAGUAAGUGGAAUCCCCCAAGGUCACGUGAGCUACAAUGGAGGGCAAAGGGCGGUGUGGUCAGUGCGGCGGCGAGGCCUCGUUGCGAUGCGGCGGCUGCAGCGCUGUGCACUACUGCAGCAAGGACCACCAGCGGCAGCACUGGUCGGCCCACAAGGCUCAGUGCUGGCCCUUCACGCUAACCACCGACCCUGGGACGGGCCGACAUCUGGUGGCCUCCCGGAGCCUGCAGGAGGGCCAGCUAGUGGUGCGAGAAGCCCCGGUGGUUCUGGGUCCCACGGCAGAUUCCUUUCCCAUCUGCCUGGGCUGCCACUGCCCCAUCAUGGAAGACGGCUUUCCCCGCUGCCCUCGCUGCUCCUGGCCGCUGUGUUCCCUCGAGUGUGCCGCCGCGCCGCUCCACCAAGCAGAGUGUGCCGUGCUGGCAACAGACACCAAGGGCGUGGCGGUGCCCCCCGGGUACAUUAAGACACCGCGCUACGACGUGAUCCUGGUGCUGCGAUGUUUGCUGCUGCAGGAGACGAAUCCCGAGGCCUGGAAGAAGGUGCGCGCCAUGGAGAGCCAUGCAGAGAAACGGCGGCAGGAGAACGAGCCUCACACGGAAAUCGCCGUCACCUACUUCACUAAGGUGCUGGACGGCGGCUGGGACGAGGAGACAGUGCGCCACGUGCACGGCGCCAUCAUCACCAAUGCCAUCAACACAUACGGUGCCCGCAGGGAGGCACUGCGCGGCCUCUAUACGACGCUCUACCUCAUGAACCACUCGUGCUGCCCCAACGUGACCAUCCGCUCAGAUCCAGACGGCACCGUGUAUGCGCGAGCCGCCGUGUCCAUCAAGAAGGGCGAACCGCUGCUGUUCAGCUACCUGCCACCCUCAGACCCGCUGUGGCGGCGGCAGGGUGAUCUCACCAGUCUUUACUACUUUCGGUGCAGUUGUGAACGGUGCACGGACCACACAGAGUUGGGCACUUACUUUUCCAGUCCGCUGUGUCCACAGUGUUCGGGUGGAUUCCUGGAGCCUUAUGAGGGAGGAGGACGCCCCUGGUCCUGCCCAGAGUGUGGUGAAGAGAAGCCCGAAGAGGAGGUGGUGCGCCAGGCUGAGGAAUACGUGCAGCGCAUCCAAAAGGAUAGCACGAACAUGGAGGCGGCACUGCAGAUGUUGACUGACGCCGCUAACACCUUCCACACCAAUCAUUUCGUGUGGCUGACGGCAGCACAGAUGGUGCUGCACCACCUGCAGGACACCACCACGCCGCGCACUCUCAGCGUUCGGAGGGACUUGUGGCAGCGAAUUAUAGGGUUGUACCAACGCCUGGAGCCCGGUGCUACCCGCAGGAAGGGUGUGUCGCUGUUCAACGCCGCCAUGGUGGAGAAGGAGGCGGCGGAGCUGCAGAUGGCUACCUUAGAGGAAAAGGUGCCCAGCAAGGCCUUGGAGCAGGGACUGAACCGCGCCGUCACCAUGCUGGACGCCUCCAUCAAGAUCCUGGAGCUCGAGCCGCCGGCGUCCACGGAACUGCGGUGGCUGGAGGCGGCGCGGAAGAUGCGAGAACACGUGUUUGACCUCAUAGCGACCAAUAGCGGAGAUGCAGUGAGCCAGUGACUGACACACCGCAACAUGACAGACCUCGUAGAUAUCUCAACCCGCGGCCCUCGGCAUCAUGGCCCCGGGGACACCUGAAAGCCCUAACCUACCUCGCCCUGAGCACGUGAUGAGGAAGGGCCACGCUCAACAUUAUAAUGCCGACGGUGGUGAAUGUGUGUGUGUGUGUGGGGGGGGGGGGUGUCAACACGAGGCAUAUUAGCCACUGUGUGCAGAAGGUAUUGUAUAAAAGAAUUUCUCACUC
Messenger RNA from Portunus trituberculatus (swimming crab), 2128 nucleotides. Its product is annotated as SET domain-containing protein SmydA-8-like. Gene Ontology annotation, molecular function: protein binding. NCBI's taxonomy places the organism in Eukaryota, Metazoa, Arthropoda, Malacostraca, Decapoda, Portunidae. The coding region runs from base 325 to 1884 and encodes 519 amino acids. The record is from RefSeq and is a predicted model, not a curated record. The transcript has 3 exons.